GAUAAAGUGGAACUUAUAGACCAAGGUCUUCCGGAUUCAUUGAACUACAACCCUUCACCUCGUUUUAAUGGAAAUUUCCAUUGGCUACUCCUUGGUGGGUCAAACUUGAAGUUAAGACCAAUUGGAGAAAUGCACGGUGGAGCAUGUCGUGGUGCAGGAGUGUACAAAGAUGCAACGGUUCGCCAGAUUGAGUUUCCUCUCAUCAAAGCCUAUAUGCCUACUUUAGGGUAUGCCCUGGUAGGCAAAAGUUAUAAGAAAGCGGGGGUUGGAGAUUUACCCCGAGGGUUAUUUUCUAUUAAAGGAACAGGGGACAACCAGGGAGGAGGAAAGGAAGCCCUUCGAUAUAGCGGACAGCAGCCCCAACCUAGUCCGCACCAGAAGGUGAUUAUAGUUCAAUUGGUAAGAACGUCAGUUUGUGGUAUUGAAGCGUCUGGGUUCGAGUCCCAGACCCCCCGUGUGGCUCCACAGGGUACUACUACCCUACGGAGUCUCACAGGAGGCCUCCGGUCUGCCCAAACUACUUUGCCAGAUUCAGAGGGAUUAAUGUACGGGUCUGCAAAAUCCGUGAUGAGCGUUCGAGUCGCUCCCCAGCCUUUUGAGGUACCCAAGGUGCCCGGUGGUGCGGGCCAAUGA
Messenger RNA from Funneliformis caledonium, 633 nucleotides. NCBI's taxonomy places the organism in Eukaryota, Fungi, Glomeromycota, Glomeromycetes, Glomerales, Glomeraceae. The record is from the annotation of a GenBank genome assembly.